CGGAGGAGUCCGAGAGGCAGCCCGACGGACCGGAGAGGCCACUGCAUCGCUGGGCCCUCGUGAGCCGCAUCGUCAGCGCACCGGGCAUCGAGAAGAUGAGCUACCAGUCCCUCUUCCAGGAGCCGUGAAAAUGCGCGGCGUCUCGUUCGACUUGUUUCACAAUGUCGGUUGCAUCUUCUCCUUCCUCGACGUUUUCCAGUCCUUGUUCGCGUUCAUGGCGGUGGAGCGAACACCCGAGCACUGCGCCAAGCGCCUCUCCGCCGCGACGGCCGCCGCCGCCGAAGUCGGACCUCGCCAUCAGAUGGCCGCCAGCGGGAUUGGUCGCGACGAGGCCCGGGAUGGCCUCACGUCCAUCGACUUGCAGGCGGCCCUGCGGAUGGAGCUCCGCAGGUGGCCGGAGGCCCCGGGCGGCAGCGUCGCUGCGGCGUGAGCGGCAGCGCUCGGCUGGCGCAGGGCAUCGGCUUGGCAUCAGAGGAGAGGGUUUUGUUGGCACGUGUGUUUGGACGUUGGCACCCGUCCAGCUCUCCUGAUCGUUCGGCAGCGUCUUGCUCCCGCAUCUCCUUGCCCCGGCAAUUUCGCGGUGUGGGCAGCGGAAUCGCCGCCCCCAGCUUUGAGAACUCCUCGGCCGCGCGGUCGCCCCCGAACAUGGGCUGGCUCCAGACGAAAAGAAAAGCUCGCGGGGCGUUGCCUUCAG
Molecule: messenger RNA, 694 nt
Organism: Prorocentrum cordatum
Lineage: Eukaryota; Dinophyceae; Prorocentrales; Prorocentraceae
Source: the annotation of a GenBank genome assembly